UCUCCAACCACAGGUCGUCAAGGAAACCAGAGUGUCAUGGCAACGUCGCUGACGCUUGAGAAGGGACUUAAUACCAAAUUGGGAAGUAAAGCACACAAACGCACUUACGCCGAAACACAGCUGGAAAUCUUCAAAGCAGCGGAUCUUCGAUGCAUCUAACAAGGCCAAAAUCCUCUAAGGGGCGAAGCAGACCUGCUGUAGACAGCUCACUGUAUCCAGGGGAGGCGAACAGCAUCCAGAGAGAGCCGAGGUCUCCUGAGUUCCGCAGGCCGGACAGAAACCUUCGCUCCCGGUCUCAGCCCGUCAUGUUGCAAGCUAACCACCUGAGCCAGGAGGAAGUUUUGCACAUGCUGCAGCGUACUCCUGCUGCUCCGCCACAGUCCUUAAACAAGUACAAAGUCCUUCCGUCAAUAGAGAGGAGAAGGCAGUCAGAGGUGAGCUUGCACAAAGACGUGUCCAACCUUAACCUAGAAAAUGAUGGUGAUGGUGAGACCAAGAUCUGCAGCCCCAGUGAUUCAACGGCAGAAGCUGGCAGUGGCAGUUUGCUUCUUGCUGUAAGAGCUCCAUGCGGAAGGAGGUUUCAGCAGCCCUUUGACCCCACACACACUCUGCUGACAGUGAAAGCCAGUGCAGAGGCCAGGUUUGGAACCAGGUAUGAAGAUGCUUGCAUUGAGACCAUGGAGGUACCACGCAGGAGCUUUACAGACCUGGGCAUGACUCUGGCACAGUGUGCCAUUCCUAACAGAUCCGUGCUGUGCAUCUCUCAGAAAACUGACAGUAUGGGGGGACAAGAGUAAUAUGUGUUUUUUGGGGUCUGUAAUUGUGCAUUUUGUAGCUUCACUUGGAUAUCUGAACUUCACUGUGCAAAGUUUAAAAGGCUUCUUUUACACCAAUCUGUAGCCUCUAAGAUUUUUAAUGCCAAACUUUGUCCAAUAUGCACCUUACUCAAGUAAAAUUAAGCUUCUUGUGCUCAGGAUGUGUCUGUGUAGCAGAAGAGAUGUUUUUACUGUAUUGUGUGUUCAUGAACCUGCACAGAGUUGUGAUUCUUCAGAGUACUUUGAGAUUAUAUACAUUUCAGGAUGUAUAAAUAAUAAAUGUUUCAUAACUCUGGAAGCUCAAUGAGCAAAUGGGGUUAUAUAUUUGAAAAAAAAAAUUCACAACUAUGUUGAUUCUCAAAAAUGAUUUAGAUGGCCUUUACGCAUGUAAAAGCUCAGUUUUGCAAUCUACGUUUAAUAAAUUUUAGUAAAGCUCCUUUCAACUUGUUUUGCUGAAGUGUUCAUUAAAACUAACUUAUCAUAAUCAAGUUUUAUAAUUAAAUGAGGGAAAGUAAUCUUUUGAAUCAUUUGAUCAAAUUUAAAUAAAUAAAAUGUAUCCUUUUUCAUGCAGUUCAUGGCAUGAGCAAGCAAGUAUAACUUCUUCCCCCCCACAAAAAGUUUAAUGACAAAUUAAAAUUUUAGAAGUUUUACAUUUAUGUCUGCAGUAUGUACCAUUUAUACUUAGAGUUCAGGGUGCCUCACAUCCCACCGAAUGAUAUUUACUACUUUAAUUGCUUCAGGAAGGUUUUGCAAGCUGGAAUUGUACAGCCUGCUCCUGAAGGCAUCAUCAAAACCUUAUUACUCAGGUGUACUCAUUAAAAUGUAAGCUAUUAGAACUACGCCGAGGAACUUGGAGUUUUUCACCCGAGUGAGUCAAUUAGUCUGCUUGGAGACUAAAACUGAAAAUACAGUUUUAAAUUUUAAGUAAAAUUAUGGUCAAAUGUGUUUCAACAAACUCAUAAUACCAUUUGUGCCAACUCUGGAAAAUUUAUUGAAACAAUCCCACAGUAAAAUUAAAGAAAAGAAAAGCUAUAAUUUCUCUCCCUGUCUCUCUCUUUUUAUUCACUUAUUUUUUAAACUUUAAGUCAUCUUCUCAGCAGGCUUCAACAAGAUUUUUUUUUUUUUAAUCCACAAAAAAACCUCAGCAACAUCCUCACGUGAAAUUAUGACUCCCGCUACAGUAAGACAGGCAUUUUAAACUUUUAAAAUGCUUUAAGCCACUCAAGGAUAUUUGAUGAAACU
Molecule: messenger RNA, 2057 nt
Organism: Oreochromis niloticus (Nile tilapia)
Lineage: Eukaryota; Metazoa; Chordata; Actinopteri; Cichliformes; Cichlidae
Gene: ubxn10
Product: UBX domain protein 10
Exons: 2
Coding region: 150-797 (215 amino acids)
Source: RefSeq, a predicted model, not a curated record